Pieris brassicae (large cabbage white) is the source of this 4095-nucleotide messenger RNA. RefSeq names its product SID1 transmembrane family member 1-like (gene Sir-1). The coding region runs from base 119 to 2461 and encodes 780 amino acids. The record is from RefSeq and is a predicted model, not a curated record. The transcript has 20 exons. Gene Ontology annotation, cellular component: membrane. NCBI's taxonomy places the organism in Eukaryota, Metazoa, Arthropoda, Insecta, Lepidoptera, Pieridae.
UGUUUGUAUUCUGUGAUGGAAAUCACAAAAAUACGUUUUAAAUCGUAAUCCAUUAUAUAGAAAAAGUCAACAAAUAUGAAUUUAUAAUGAAUAUGUUAAGUUAAAAUAAUUGUUUAAAAUGUCAAGAUUCUUGCUAAUAAGUAUUGUUCUACAUCCAAUUUUAGGAUCCGUAGUUGGUAAAGUAGAAACCUAUGAUAAUGGUACACAAAAAAUAUUUGUUUAUAAUACAUAUAGUUAUGAUAAAAUAAUUGAUCUCUCUGUCAUCAACACAACAACACAAAUACUUGACUUCUAUGAGGAUGAUGAAUUAUGGACAGGUUAUCCUACAAGGGUACACGUUGGUACAAAUGAUUCAAUCAAAGGAGACAAUCCACUUUUUGUCACUGCUGCUCAACAGAAAAGUAUCUCAUCAUGGGAAUUACCACUGACAGUGACAACAAAUCAUAGAGAGCUACAAUUUGACGACAUAGCAAGAACUCUAUGCCCACACGAUGCUGGGCCAAAUAUAACAUCACAGAGUCGUCCGACAUUGACAUUAGCAACAUCUAGCUCGCAACCAAUCAAUGUCAAAAUAAAAUUACGACGUGUUAAAGAUUUCUAUUUGGAAAUGAAUAAGGAAGUCCCGUUAAAUUUGACUCCAAGUACACCGAAAUACUACUAUUUCUCAUUUGACAGAGAUCCCUGGAACAUGACAAAUAAAUUAUAUAAAGGAUUUUUACCAAAGUUUAACUACACAAUACCAAAGAGUGUGUUACUGACCAUAGAGUCUGAAGAGGAUGUUUGUGCUGUAAUAUCCAUACAAAAUAACUCGUGUCCAGUAUUUGACAACGAAAAGGAUGUAAUGUAUCAAGGAUAUCACUUUACAAUGACGACUCGUGGAGGAAUUACUGUUACCCAAUCAAUGUUCCCGAAAGGUUUUUAUGUAGUUGUCAUAGUAAAAGAGAGCGACGAGGAAUGUACGGGUGUGAGUGAGACAGACGAUGUCACUCUGUUUCGUCCUAACGGCAGGUCCAAAACAUUUAGAUUAAAGGUAGUGGAAGCAGCGUCAACAAGUGAUUUUCUAAUGGGAGCAUUGGCAUCUCUAGCAUUGAUUUUACUGGUGACUGCGCUUGCGCCGCUUGGGAACUUGCUUACCUGCCGACAUGAAGAGCUCAUUUUAAUUGAAGAAUCGGUGGUGCCAUCUACGUCUCGGGAGAGUGCUGAAGCUGAACCCAUGGUCAAAAAUAUUAAUGUUUCGGACACCGAGUCGGAGGAUGAUGUUAUAAUAAAAUCGCUUCCCAUGCCACUUAAUGUCGCUGGUUUGAGUCGUCACAACACGCAUAGUAGGAAGUCUAAUAGAUAUUUCUGGAGUGCUUUAACCGUUGCGGUCGUUUACGCUUUACCAGUUGUACAACUUUUGUUCACAUACCAAAGAAUGGUGUUCCAAACAGGCGAUCAGGAUGUUUGCUACUAUAACUACCUUUGCGCACAUCCAAUAGGCCCCUUAGCAGAUUUCAACCACGUCUAUUCAAAUAUCGGCUACAUCAUUUUGGGAAUAGCAUUUAUGGUGCAAGCGAGAUGCAGACAUGUCAAGUUUGGGGAGAGUCAGGAGUUAGGUAUACCCCAGCACCUGGGACUGUUCUACUCCAUGGGUCUAGCGUUGGCCAUGGAAGGUCUUCUAUCAGCCUGCUACCAUCUGUGUCCUAAUAAGAUGAACUUUCAAUUCGACUCGUCAUUCAUGUACGUAAUAGCUGUGUUGUGUAUAGUGAAACUAUACCAAUCGCGACAUCCCGAUGUCAAUGCGUCUGCGCACGCUACAUUUAUGUUGCUAGCGCUACUUAUGGCUAUCGGAUUCUUCGGGAUAAUGUAUCCCAGCGUGUACUUUUGGGUCAGUUUCACAAUAAUGCAUCUCGCUAUAUGUUUCGUGUUCACAUUCAAGAUAUACUAUGUUGGGCGGUUUAAAAUGGAGCGAGGAAUAUUGCCCCGUGCGUGGUGUAGUAUGCGCCAACAUGGCUGGCUGGCCUUCAAACCUAACUACACAGCGCGCGCAGUUUUGCUUGUAAUUGCUAAUAUGGCAAACAUUGCUCUUGCUUCUUAUGGCCUCUACGAACACAAUAAAGAUUUUGCCCGACACCUUUUGGCCAUAUUAAUGGGAAAUACGAUCUUAUAUAACGUCAGCUACGUAGUCAUGAAGAUAGUGCAUAGGGAGCAAAUACCGGCUGCUGCGUGGUUAUGGCUUGCCCUUGCGCAUAUAGUAUGGGGUGUUGCCGCAUAUCUAUUUCUGAGUUCCAGGACUAAGUGGUCGCAAACGCCAGCUCAGUCCCGCCAACACAACGCCAUGUGUGACGCGAUGCGCGUGUUCGACACACAUGAUCUGUGGCACCUUGCUUCUGCAGCCGCCAUGUUUUUCUUGUUCAACGCGCUUUUAAUACUUGACGAGCCCCUUCAAAACACACCAAGGCAUCUUAUACCAGUGUUUUGAGUCAAUAUUAAGAUCGAUUUAUUUAGAUAUUUACAAGAAAUGUAUCUCUAAAAAUCUCUAACGCUUUUUCGUAUAACGCAAUUUCCGUCCCCCAUAUAAUGCGGAGAUUUCACAAGUUAUAUUUCUGUAGUGUGAAAUUUAAAAUUAUUAGUCAGGUCCAUUAUUAGUUUUGCGUACCUUUGCACCUGUUUCAAUUAUAAAAUUAAACUAAAUAUAUAUAUGUUUUGUGUUCUUAGUUUUUAGCUAAAAAAGACGCGUUGCGGGUCUACCGUGUUAUAGGGGGGAUUUAUGUACAACAGAACAAAUAUAAUACAAAAAAAUAAUGUAAUUAUUGUUAGUCAAAAAGCGUUGAAGUCGUCCUGAUACUAGAAACAAAUAAAAAAUAACGAAUCGUGAAGUAAAAGCACUUUUCAAUGAAUUGACUUAAUGAAUGAACUGAAAUGUAAUCUGUGCUUGACUAACGCCUAAUUUCUAUAUCUAUAUUAUCUUAUUCUCUAUCUGUUUAAGUAGAAAUAGUCCAAAACUCGAAAUAAAGAAUUAAGUUCCCCGUCCUGUCCCUGCAAGACGUUUUGGUACAUAUUUUCUCUCUUGAACUCGUACUCGUUAAUUUAAAACUUAUUACGUCUAUAAUUCGCAGACAAAUAUCGAAAAAAUUCGCCAUUAUUGUAACAAAAUAAUUUUAGAGUAUACGUAGUAAUAACCACUCACUUAAAAUCCUUCAUAAGUCGAAAACUAUAACGUUCUUUGACGAUUCCCUUGAUGUUUGAGUUCGAGGUUCUACUGUAUUCCAUUUAUAACUAUUCGAAUUACAAAAUACCAACGGAUUGUAAUAGUUAUCACUCGUAUCUCAAAUAUAGAAAUCGGACGUUAUUUCAAUAUUUUACAAUAAGUGAGAAAUGCAUUGAUAAUUGAUAAACUAUAACGGUGCUUAUAAGUAUAAGUGAUUCAAAUUUAAUAUAAAUUUCUGUAAAGUAUUCACCAAAAAUUAUAAAAGAUAAUGUCUAACGAUUGCCUAGUAUUGUUACAUUAAUUGAUAAUGAAAUUCACGAAAUAAACAUCGCUGGAUAUGUCUUAAUACUAAUUAUGGCUAUUAUUUGUAUUGUUAAGAUAUUCUAAGCAAUUGUCACGUUAAAUUCGGCAUUAACUGGAAUUAGAAAUGUAUUCUGUGUUACACAAUGUAUUGGAGACAAAACGAUUUGUAUAUCCUGUUUAUAAAAAAAAAUAUGAUUUAAAAUACUAUGAUUAUUUUGUUAUAUUUCGAGAUAUUAUUAUUGUAUAAUUACAAUUAAAUUGUGCUUAGAACAUUAGUUAUUUACGAUUUCUAUUAAUUUUAUUUACAUGUCUGGACAAAUUUUUGCAUCAUUUUAUCGUGUAUAACUUAAGUCAAUUAAGUUUUCUGGACCAAACUACGUAGUUAUAAAUCCUUUAGUAUUGUCAAAGACUUCUCCUUUUUUAGUGAAUCCACACAAUAGAGUCAGAUUAAAAAUAUAGUUUCUACCCUACUAAAAUUCGCAAUUGAAUGUCUCCUUAUUAUAGAUAUACUUAAUUAAACAAAAGUUAUUGUUAUACUUUAGUUACGUUUAUGAAUUUAUCUAUAUUACCUAUUAGAAAAUACCAAAUGCUUAUGAAUUAAA